AUGAAGUUCUUUUGGAUUUCUAUCUCUUGGUUUCUGCAGAUUCCACUUCUUGCGUGCUCUUACAGAAGCAGUGAGUGCUUAGUCAGGAUGAACUACCAUUUAAAGGGUGAUGGAAAUGUGGUGAUUGUUGGAUUUUUCCCUGCUUAUACUGCCUACCCACUCAACAAAACAACUGAUUGGAGGAUGACUAAAUUUACCAACGAGCUUAUGAUUGAGUUUAAGUUGAGGAACUAUCAAUGUAUUUUGGCCAUGUUGUUUGCCAUUGAGGAGAUCAACAACAACCCCUAUAUUUUACCCAACACAUCCCUGGGAUUUGAGAUCCACAAUGUACCACACGGACAAAGGAACAUUUUAGCCAAUCUUUUUGGCUCACUGGCAGGGUCUAGUCAUGCCAAUCCUAACUACAGAAAUGCAAGAGAGAACAAUUUAGCUGCUGUACUUACAGGACCAUCAUGGGCAAUAUCUGAAAACUUAGGGACAUUGCUGGAUCUUUACAAAUUUCCACAGCUUACUUUUGGGCCUUUUGAUAGUCUCCUGAGUGAACAAAGACAGUUUUCCUCUCUGUACCANGUGGCACCCAAGGACACAUCUCUGACUUCUGGCAUUGUAUCUUUGAUGCUUCAUUUCCACUGGACCUGGGUGGGGUUAUUAAUCAUAGAUGAUGACAAAGGUGCCCAGAUUCUGUCAGAUUUGAGAAGUGAGAUGGAUAAAAAUGGAGUCUGCAUAGCAUUUGUGGAAAUGAUCCUAGUCANCAGGGGUUCAUUUUUUACCAAANNCUGGAAANAUCAGGCACAGAUCCUGGAAUCAUCAUCAAAUGUGAUUAUUAUUUAUGGGGACUCUGAUUCUCUAUUGAGCUUAAUAGUGAAUAUAAAGCAGAAGUUACUUAUGUGGAAAGUCUGGGUCCUGAACUCACACUGGGAUGAUUCCAAAUUUGAUGAUUAUUUCAUGAUAGAUUCAUUGCAUGGGGCUCUUAUUUUUUCACACCACAAUGAGGAAAUUAUUAAUUUUANAGAUUUUAUCCAGACAGCCAAUCCUUCCAAAUACCCAGAAGAUAUUUAUCUUCAUGUAUUGUGGCACUCAUUCUUCAAUUGCUCAUUUUUUAGAAAAAAUUGUAAAAUUGCNCAAAACUGUUUGCCUAAUGCCUCCUUGGGAUUCUUGCCUGGGAACAUAUUUGACAUGGCCAUGAGUGAAGAGAGUUACAAUGUAUACAAUGCUGUGUAUGCUGUGGCCCACAGUCUUCAUGAGAUGAUUUUCAAUCAAUUUCAAACUCAUGGAACAGAAAAGGAGAUGGCAUUCUUCCCCUGGCAACUUCACCCUUUUCUAAAGAAAAAACAACUCAUCAAUCAUGCUGUAGACAAUGUAGUUCUGGAUUGGAAAAGGAAAUCACAUUUACAGUAUGACAUUUUCAACUUUUGGAAUUUCCCAAAAGGUCUUGGGCUGAAUGUGAAAGUAGGAACAUUUUCUCCAAAUGCUCCAGAGGGCCAGACUAUCUCCAUAAUUCAUGACAUGAUACAAUGGGCCACCAGAUCAACAGAGAUUCCACAGUCUGUAUGCAGUGAGAGCUGUCAUCCUGGAUUCAGGAAAACCCACCAGGAGGACAAGGCUGCCUGUUGCUUUGACUGCACUCCUUGUUCAGAGAAUGAGAUCUCCAAUGAGACAG
This is a messenger RNA of Mus pahari (shrew mouse), 1660 nucleotides long. Its product is annotated as vomeronasal type-2 receptor 116-like. Lineage: Eukaryota; Metazoa; Chordata; Mammalia; Rodentia; Muridae. Gene Ontology annotation, molecular function: G protein-coupled receptor activity. Gene Ontology annotation, biological process: G protein-coupled receptor signaling pathway. The transcript is spliced from 5 exons. Gene Ontology annotation, cellular component: membrane. The record is from RefSeq and is a predicted model, not a curated record. The annotation marks the transcript as partial.